CCUCGGUGCACGGGGGGCCGCCCCUUCCGGCAGCCAUGGACACCGAGGCGCUGGACGAGCUGGCCGGGCAGCUGCGGGGGGAGGCCCUGGGGGGGCGCGGGCUGCUGCAGCUGGCGACGGCCACCGGCUUGGCCGCCUACGCCGUCUGGGCCGCCGUGCUCAUGCCCGGUUUCCGCCGGGUGCCGCUGCACCUGCAGGUGCCCUACAUGCCGUCCAGCGCCCAGCAAGUGGCCAACGUGAUGGCGCUGCUGCGGGGCCGCUCGGGGAAGACGGCGGAUUUGGGAUCGGGGGACGGACGGCUCGUGCUGGAGGCUCAUAAGCAAGGGCUCAGGCCAGCCGUGGGCUACGAGCUCAACCCGUGGCUGCUGUGGCUCGCCAAGUACCGUGCUUGGAAGGCAGGGUGCCACGAGCAGGUCUCCUUCCUGAAGCAGGACCUGUGGAAGGCAAAUCUUUCUGAUUGCUACAACGUGACCGUGUUCCUGGCUCCCAGCGUGAAGCCUCCGCUAGCUGCCAAGCUCCUUGCAGAACUCCCCGACGAGGCUCGCGUGGUGGCCGGACGCUUCCCCUUCCCGUCGUGGACCCCGAGCAGCACCCUGGGGCAGGGGCUGGAGCAAGCCUGGGCCUAUGACAUGAAGGAGGUGCGGCGCGCGGCGCGGUGCGGAGGGACACCCGGUGUCACGGCACCUCCUGGAGCCUCUCCCACCGGUGGGCUCAGCCCAGGAGAGCAGUGAGAGGGAGGGAGAGAGCGGUGCUUGGCCAGGCUUUUUCCCCACCCCAUCCAAAAAAAAAGGGGGGACUUGGUCCCUCCGUAUAUUCCAGAGUGGUCAGUUUGGGGGAGGGAAAAUCAGAUCCAGAACGAUCACACGAUUUAAGGGCUACAUCUCCAGUGCCUCUUUCUGUCCGAUUGGUGAUUUGGGAUAAUUUUUCCAAAUAAACAUUUGGACAGUU
Anas platyrhynchos (mallard) is the source of this 948-nucleotide messenger RNA. It is a transcript of the gene ANTKMT, whose product is annotated as adenine nucleotide translocase lysine methyltransferase. Gene Ontology annotation, cellular component: mitochondrion. Gene Ontology annotation, biological process: positive regulation of proton-transporting ATP synthase activity, rotational mechanism; regulation of mitochondrial ATP synthesis coupled proton transport; peptidyl-lysine trimethylation. The record is from RefSeq and is a predicted model, not a curated record. Lineage: Eukaryota; Metazoa; Chordata; Aves; Anseriformes; Anatidae. Gene Ontology annotation, molecular function: protein-lysine N-methyltransferase activity.